CCGAGGGAUUCUGCGCACGGAAGCUCGGCUGUGGGCGAGGCCCGGACGUCCUGCGCGGUUCGUGGGAAUAUGCGCAGCGUGCACUGCCCGAAGCUGGCCGGGGGCGUGUAGGGGGCUCUCCGUGUGUCCGAAGCAGCACUCCUGUUCCUACCUUCCUGCUCUCGCUGCCAAAACACACAAAAUAAAACAAUCUGCUGCAGUCUAACCCCUUUCCCAAACUGGAAGCCUCAGUUUCUCCUGUGUGGACCUCUCCAUAGAGCUGCUUAAGUGUCCCCACUACAUGACAGCUGACUUCUUCAGAAUACUUUAGUCAUAUGAAGUUGAACAUGGCUGAAGAAGAGGACUAUAUGUCUGAUUCUUUCAUUAAUGUCCAAGAAGAUAUCAGACCAGGAUUGCCGAUGCUGAGGCAAAUUCGAGAAGCCCGUCGAAAAGAAGAAAAGCAACAAGAAGCUAAUUUGAAAAAUAGGCAGAAGAGUUUAAAAGAAGAAGAACAAGAAAGACGUGACAUUGGGUUGAAGAAUGCACUAGGCUGUGAAAACAAAGGGUUUGCUUUGCUCCAGAAGAUGGGAUAUAAAAGUGGUCAGGCCCUUGGCAAGAGUGGAGAUGGUAUUGUUGAACCAAUUCCUCUCAACGUCAAAACAGGAAAAAGUGGUAUCGGUCAUGAGACAUUAUUAAAACGGAAAGCAGAGGAAAAAUUAGAAAGCUACAGAAGGAAGGUUCACAUGAAAAACCAAGCUGAGGAACAAGCUGCAGAACAGUUCCGAAUGCGACUUAAAAAUAAGCAAGAUGAAAUGAAGCUGGAAGGAGACCUUCGGAGAAGCCAGCGAGCCUGUCAGCAGUUGGAUACUCAGAAGAAUAUUCAGGUUCCUAGGGAGGCCUGGUACUGGCUGAGGCUUGAAGAAGAGACUGAAGAAGAGGAAGAGGAAGAAAAAGAACAAGAUGAAGAUGAAUAUGAGAGUGAAGAUCUAAGUGUACUGGACAAAUUACAAAUAUUGACUAGUUAUUUAAGAGAAGAACAUCUAUAUUGUAUUUGGUGUGGAACAGCCUAUGAAGAUAAAGAAGAUCUGUCUUCAAAUUGCCCAGGACCAACUUCUGCAGAUCAUGACUAACAUUAUUCUCAAUAAAAUAGAAACUUGGAAAAUGCUGUUGUUUCCUAGACAAAUUAAGCACUUAGAAUUUCCAAUUUUUAAAAAAAAAAUUUUUAAUGUAUUUUAU
Molecule: messenger RNA, 1215 nt
Organism: Molossus molossus (Pallas's mastiff bat)
Lineage: Eukaryota; Metazoa; Chordata; Mammalia; Chiroptera; Molossidae
Gene: GPATCH11
Product: G-patch domain containing 11
Exons: 11
Coding region: 315-1109 (264 amino acids)
Cellular component (GO): kinetochore
Molecular function (GO): nucleic acid binding
Source: RefSeq, a predicted model, not a curated record